CACGUGACAGGAGACGGCCUGCCUCAGCCGUCGUCGUGUCCGCUCAGAGAGAGAAUGGCGGAGGCGCCGCCUGUUUCAGGUACUUUAAGUGUCAGUACAGACACAGCUGAUUUCAUUCCACAUGAAAGACAAAAUCCUGAUCUAAAUUGCAGAAUUCAAAGAAGACUGGAAUCUAGUAGGAUUCACAAUAGAAGUAAUAAUUCACCACCUUUUUGUCAGCUUUCUAGUCAAGAUCCUCGCCAUGAAGAUUCAGCAAGUCAACACAAUUAUAAUAAUCAAGGAAACAAAUAUAAGGGCAAGCAAAGUUCUUUCCAGACUUCUAGUAAAACACCAAAGAACCAUGGCUUUCAAAACCAACAGUGGCAUAAAUGGAGAAGUGACAGGAAUUAUACCAGAGCCCAGGCAACCCAGGCUCCUCCUGACCAAGGAACAGGAAUAGAUGUCUCAGAAGUAGUGGCAGGGUCAGAAUGUGAAGCAAAUCCUAGUGAACCCAGCAAUGUAUACUCUUCAGAGAGUGAGAAAGAAGUAGUAGCUAGCAUGGACCACAAAGGUGCAAAGCCAAAGAAAAUGGCAUAUAUGACAUCUGUUUCAGGACGGGGCCCAAAAGCGAAGGGGGGGAAACCAAGGUAUGAAGGGACUAACAGAAUGACAUCUAAACAGAAAGAUAGAGCGUCUGAGAACAUGAGACCUGUAGGUGCUGUCCAAGCUAACUCUUCAGAAGCAGUCACAGAAAAAUUGGCCUUUGAUGUAUCUAGAAACAAUGAACAUAAAAGAUAUAUAAAUAGAAGUUAUCCCUGGGAGACUGUGUGGAAUAAGCCACAGCCAGAUAGAGAGAUUCAGAAGAUACAUGAGGGUCAGAAGAAUAAAAAUACAAGACUUAGAAAUUCUCUUUCCUAUGUCACAAAAGACAAAUUUAAUGAAAGACCUAAAAAAUCUGUUGGUGAUGAUCGGAACUUGGCAACCCCAAGCAAAUCUCAUAAAAGGUUUGAAAUGGAGAAAUGCUCUGGAAGACGACUCCAGAAAGAAUCUAAAGCAGCCUCUCAGCUCAUUUGGAACAAACAGAAUGAUGUGCCGAAAAAUAAAGAAACACAUACAGGGUCUUUAAUAGAACAGUUAACCACAGAGAAAUACGAAUGUAUGGUAUGUUGUGAAGUGGUUCGAGUGAUGGCACCAGUUUGGAGUUGUCAGAGCUGUUAUCAUGUAUUUCAUUUGAACUGCAUUAAGAAGUGGGCAAGGUCACCAGCUUCACAAGCAGAAGACGCUCAUAGAGGCUGGCGAUGUCCAGCUUGUCAAAAUGUUUCAGCACAAGUUCCUAGUACAUAUACCUGCUUUUGUGGUAAAGUAAAGAAUCCUGAAUGGAACAGAAAUGAAAUACCACAUAGUUGUGGUGAAGUUUGUAGAAGGAAACAACCUGGCCAGGACUGUCCACAUUCAUGUAACCUUCUUUGCCAUCCAGGACCUUGCCCAUCGUGCCCUGCCUUUAUGACUAAGACAUGUGAAUGUGGACGAACAAGUCAUUCAGUUCGCUGUGGUCAGUCCAACUCAAUUCACUGUUCUAAUGUGUGUGGCAAUAUUCUGAAUUGUGGUAAGCACAACUGUGCCGAACUUUGCCAUGCUGGUGAAUGCCAACCAUGCCAUCUUGUAGUACGUCAAGUGUGCUACUGUGGGGUCACUUCCCAAGAUGUAUUAUGUGGAACCAAUGUUGGACAGUCUGAUGAAUUUGGAGACUUCAGCUGUUUAAAGAUAUGUGGCAAGAAAUUGAAAUGUGGGAACCAUACAUGUUCACAAUUAUGCCACCCUCAGGCCUGCCAACUGUGUCCACGACUUCCACAAUUAGUGCAAACUUGCCCUUGUGGUCAGACUCCUCUUAGCAAAUUACUAGAACUUGGAUGUGUUGAACGUAAAACAUGUUUGGAUCCUAUACCAUCAUGUGGGAAAAUAUGUGGCAAACCUCUGUCGUGUGGCUCCUUUGAUUUCAUUCAUACAUGUGAAAACCUCUGCCAUGAAGGAGAAUGUGGACCUUGUUCUCGCACAUCCAUUAUUUCCUGCAGAUGUACUUUCAGAACAAAGGAGCUGCCAUGUGCUAGUCUCAAAACAGAAGCUGAUGCUACAUUUUUGUGUGACAAGCGAUGUAGUAAGAAACGAUUGUGUGGACGACACAAAUGUAAUGAAAUAUGCUGUGUGGAUAAAGAGCAUAGGUGUUCCUUGAUUUGUGGACGAAAACUGAACUGUGGCCUUCAUAGGUGUGAAGAGCCUUGUCACCGGGGAAACUGUCAGACAUGUUGGCAAACAAGUUUUGAUGAAUUAACAUGCUAUUGUGGAGAGUCAGUGAUUUUCCCUCCGGUUCCUUGUGGUACAAAGCCCCCAGAGUGUAAAAACACAUGUACAAGACUCCAUGAAUGUGAUCAUCCUGUAUUCCAUUCUUGUCAUAGUGAGGUGAAAUGCCCCCCUUGUACUUACCUUACUCAGAAGUGGUGCAUGGGCAAACAUGAGAUACGAUACAACAUUCCUUGUCAUCUAACUGAAAUCUCUUGUGGACUUCUCUGCAAUCAAAUGUUAAAAUGUGGAAUGCAUAAAUGUAAAAGGAUUUGUCACAAAGGAGAGUGUCUUAUAGAUGAGGUCUGCAAACAGCCUUGUACAAUUGCUAGAAUUGACUGUAAUCAUCCUUGUAUGGCUUUGUGCCAUCCAUCUUCACCUUGCCCUAUGAAUUCUUGUAAAGCAAAGGUGGAGCUACAGUGUGAAUGUGGAAGAAGAAAGGAGACCAUGGUUUGCUCUGAGGCAUCUAGUACCUAUCAGAGGAUCGCUGCUAUUUCUAUGGCCACUAAAAUAACUGACUUACAGCUUGGAGACUCAGUGGAGAUAAGCAAGUUGAUUACUAAAAAAGAAAUUCACCAAACCAGGCUUCAUUGUGAUGAAGAGUGUUUAGCCCUAGAAAGGAAAAGGCGACUAGCAGAGGCUCUUAAUAUCAGUGAAAGUUCUGACCCUUUUAAUGUACGGUCUGGAUCAAGAUACAGUGAUAGCCUGAAAGAAGAUGCUAGGAAGGACUUAAAAUUUGUCAGUGAUGUUGAAAAGGAAAUGAAAGCUCUUGUGGAAGCUGUUAAUAAGGGAAAAAAUGUUAAGAAAAGUCAUUGCUACCCUCCUAUGAAUAGAGACCAUCGAAAGCUCAUCUAUGAGUUGGCCCAGGUUUAUGGUAUUGAGAGUGUGAGUUAUGACAGUGAACCAAAGCGCAAUGUUGUUAUCACUGCAGUGAGGGGUAAGUCUCUUUGUCCUCCUACAAGUCUAACAGAUAUACUGGAGAGGGAAAUACAGUCAAGACCUCCACCACCAAUUCCUCAUCACAAACAACAGACAGAUAAGAAUCCUGGUAGCAGCGGAAUGCAGAAAGUAACAAAGGAACCAGUCAUUGACUACUUUGAUGUUCAAGAUUGAGGAAGAUAAUGUGUCAAUCAGAAUUCUUGACGUCUAAUUUAGAUGUAAUGAAAAGACUGAUUCAUUUACCAACUGACAUAAUCAUCAUGCAAGUUUUUAACUCCCAUGUAAUCAGUGUUUAGCACACUGUUUUGUACUGCUAGGUCCAGAGCAUGAGUGUGCGCAGAAAUUGACUAUUAUUCCUGCCUGUACAGAGAGUUUCAAAUGUAAUUCAAACUCUGCUUGUAUAUUUACUGAGUACCUUACUACUCCUCCCCCCUACUCCACCUUUUUUUAGCAACUUGCUGUACUUUAGUACUUGCAACUUAGUACUUGUACAGUUACAAUGCUAAUUAGAAAGGGGAAGGGAAAGUGUUGGUUUGGAUUUUUUUUUUAAGAAACCAGAACUGCCGUUUGAUUUUAUUACCUGUUGCAUUAUUGUACUUUUAAUGGAAUUGGAAUAUCUUAAUGACUUGUGAUGAAAAUGAGAUUUACGGUUUUCACUGGAACAUCAACUUUGCAAAUUGCAUUCAAUACUAACUCGAGUUUUCUUUAUGCUUAUUCAUCUGGAA
Phascolarctos cinereus (koala) is the source of this 3980-nucleotide messenger RNA. It is a transcript of the gene NFX1, whose product is annotated as nuclear transcription factor, X-box binding 1. Gene Ontology annotation, molecular function: zinc ion binding; DNA-binding transcription factor activity, RNA polymerase II-specific; RNA polymerase II transcription regulatory region sequence-specific DNA binding. Gene Ontology annotation, cellular component: nucleus. The record is from RefSeq and is a predicted model, not a curated record. NCBI's taxonomy places the organism in Eukaryota, Metazoa, Chordata, Mammalia, Diprotodontia, Phascolarctidae. Gene Ontology annotation, biological process: negative regulation of transcription by RNA polymerase II.